Messenger RNA from Amphibalanus amphitrite, 9949 nucleotides. RefSeq lists its product as uncharacterized. The transcript has 35 exons. Gene Ontology annotation, molecular function: lipid carrier activity. Lineage: Eukaryota; Metazoa; Arthropoda; Thecostraca; Balanomorpha; Balanidae. Bases 376 to 7215 code for a protein of 2279 amino acids. The record is from RefSeq and is a predicted model, not a curated record. Gene Ontology annotation, biological process: lipid transport.
UGGGAUUGUGGCUUUCAGGGUGGGGCAUUUACGGACUUACAGCGCUUACAAGAAGAGUUCGGUUGAACGUGAUUUGCGGUGUUCGUCAUUGCGUGAUAUUUUAGUUUUUGAGUCGCGAUUCACGCGUGUGUGUGUGUAACCUAUUAGUACCUAAAGUAAUCUUGUGUGUAACCCAGGAAAGGAAUAGGUGAAAACUUCAUAAAUCUCUUCUAUCCAUCGUUUAGACACCAUACAGCGGUCAGUGCCGGUCGCUAUGCCGCCGGCGCUGUGAGCGGCUCCCGGCUCCCAGCGGCGCGGUUCAGUCGGCGCCCGGCCGUGGCGGAGUGAGGUGUUCGUGGUGUGUGCGGCGGAUCGACGACCGCCGGCAGACGGACCAUGUGGCGACGCGGCGGCGCGGCCGGCCGGCUGGCUGCGCUACUCUACUUAGGUGUGCUGGUGGCGGCGGUGGCAGCCGACCGGCAGUGUGACCCUUCAGACGAGUUUCUGUCGUCGGACCGGCAGUAUGACUUCCUGUACACGGGCUCGGUGGAGCUGCGGCACACGGCCGGCGCAGAGAUGGCCGCCAGCGCCUUCAGCUUCAACUGCGCCGUCAUCGUCAACGGCGAGCAGCCCUGCUACCACUCGCUGAAGCUGACGAUGUGCACGCUGGAUGACGGUGUCACCCAUCCGGACCAAGCGUCCCGGGAGCACAGCUUCAACCGACUGCUGAAAAGGGGCCACAUCCACUUCCACCUGUCUGGCGGUGAGCUGCAGGCCGUGUUUGUGGAUCCCGAGGAGGCCGAGUUCAUCACUAAUGUGCGCCGCGGCGUCCUCAACACGCUGCGGGUCAGCCGGGGUCUGUUCAACCGACCCGGAAAGAACGUGGAGGGCGCCUGUGAACGGAAUGUCAGUCGGCUGGGCUCGGACAGGUACCGCGUGGAGCGAUCCAGGGGCUGCGACCCGGCGCACAACACGCCCAGCAUACUCUCACCGUUCUCACCGCUGCAGUCGCUGGCGCUGCUGGAGCGGCAGCUGUCGGUAAAGUCGUCCUGCGACUAUGAGCUCGACUCCGAUCAGCUGCAGAAUGUCCAGUGUGAGCAGACCUGGGAGCUCGAGCAGCCUACCGGCGACCGUGUCCAGGUGGUGGUCAGGCAGGACCUGCGGCUCUCCUUGUCUCGCGCCGCGCAGAGUGCACUGCCCCAGAACAGCCGCGAGGCGCCGGCCGGGCUGGAGAUGCGCGACUCGGACGCCUUCAUCGACCUGGGACAUGGCUCGGUGUUUGAGCGUCUGAGGGAGCUGGGAGCCGUCAGUGUCCCUCUGAUGACCCCCGAGACGCCGCACAAGUUCACCGCUCUGCUGCGCGCGCUCCGGAGAAAGUACGAGAAUCCUCUGGAGAUGGCCGCCAACUGCACCACCUGCUCCACUUUCGAGAAGGGUAUGAUGUCGGAGCUGUCGCGGACGGCAGUACUCCAGUGCGGCUCGGCGCCCUGUCUCCGUCAGGUAGCUGACAUGGUCCGAGAGGAGCAGCUGACCGGCGCUCGGCUCACGCCGCUCUACCUCUCCUGGCACUGGACGCCGAUCCGUGACGCGGAGAGCGGCCACUCGAUGUUCGAGUUGUGCGAGCUGGCGCCGACGCGCUGGUGCCUGCUGGGACUGGCGGCGGCGCUGCGCCGGAGUGCGGUACCCGGCGGCCCCAGUCUGGAGCGGGUGGCGGAGCGACUCAGGGACACGGCCGCGGAGAUGAUCGGACCCGACUGCCGCCGGCCCGACGGAGAUGUCAUCAUGGCGCUGAAGACGCUGCGCAACAUGGGCCCGUCGGCGCUGGACCACUUCCCGACGCUGAGUCUGGUGCGCUCCUGUGUGGCCGACGCCACGCGGCCGGUGAUGGUGGCCACAGAGGCGGUGCGCACCCUCAGCGCCGCCCGGCUGCCGCCCAAGUUCGCGCGCCUGCUCCAGGACAUAUACCAGAGUGAGAAGCAGGCGCUGCUGACGCGCCAGCUGGCCUACCUGUCGCUGCUGCGUCAGUUCCCCUCGGAGCGCGAGUUCCGCGCCGCUCUGGUGUGGGCCAGCUCCAAGCGCUCGGACGCUAUGCCCAGCUUCAUCCUGCGCCACUGGAAGCAGUUCCCGCUGACGGACCCGCGCCGGCCGCUCACCCGCGCGCUGGCCCAGGAGCUCGGCGUCGACCUGGCCGCGGUGCCCGACUCGCUGUUCAACUCGGCCACGGCGUCCGUGGUGCGCGAGUUCCAGCUGGGUGAUUGGCUGCGCGCGGUGCUGCCGGCGGUGGCUGAGCCGCAGGCGGGCCUGCAGCUGUGGCGGCUGCACGGCGCCUCUUUCCUGCCUCACCUGCUCUACCUCAACACCAGCCUGCAGCUGGGCGCCGGACCUGUGGCGCCCGUCGAGCUCGAGCUGCGCGCCGUCGACGUCGAGGGUCUGAUCCACGACCUGGUCCGAGACCCCGAGUUCGACCCGACCAAGGUGCGCGGCAUACUGCGCGAGGUGGCCACCGCGCUGCUGGGCGCCUUCGGCGGCCGCUACGGCGGCGCCAGCUUCGUGGCCUCUCUGGACGAGGUCGAGGCGCCGGAGCAGCUGCGGCUGUCGCCGGCUGUGGCUGAAUGGCUGCGCGCCGCGCUACACUCUGUGCAGCGGCGGGCGGCGGCGCCGGCCGGCCGGCCCAGCGCCGUGCUGACGCUGAGCGUGGCCGGCAGUCAGGUGGCCUACCUGACCGCCGAGGAGGUGCUGCGCCGGCUGCAGACGCCCGAGCCGCCGCUCGAGCGGCUUCACCUGCUCGGGGAGAAACUGUUCCACAGCCACUCCGUGUUCAAGUUCCUCGAGGGACAGCACAGGGUACCGCUGGCCGUUGGCCUCCCGCUGGAACUGUUUACCGACGGCACCGUGAUGGCCGGAGCGGCGGCAGAGAUCAGCAGUCGACUCGGAACCUCAUUCAGAAAUCUGACCGAGGUGUUUAACGGUGACGCCCAGCUCUCCGCCAGCGCCGGUAUCAGCGUGGUGGCCGGCCUGGACGUGUCGCUGCCGCCGUUCGCCCAAGCGCGGCUGCAGCUCAACUCGACUGUGUUCACGCCGUUCAGUCUGAACGUGUCGUACGCCAUUCUGAACAGGACCAUCCAGCUGACGGCGCCCAAACCGGCCCGGAAACGCACCCUGCUGCUGAUCAGUCACGGCGCCCAGGUACUGCGCGGCGGCGAGCUGCAGCCGUCUCCGUCCGCAGCCGUGCGCACCACGCGCUGCCUGCCGCAGGCCGACUUCACCGGGCUGACGGUGUGCCGCGAGGUGCGCGCCGCCGGCCGGCUCGGCUUCACAGCGCCGCUCAGCUACCACGUGACGGCCGAGAACACCGACCCCAUCGACACGUACGUGCUGGACGUGUGGACGUCGGCCCGCCAGGACGGCUACGUGCACGGCGGCGAGGUGCACCUGUUCCUGCACCAGCCGGCCGCCGCCGCCGCCGACCUGCGUCUGCACGUCGGCUUCCGGCUGAUGCCCAUCAACUUCAACCCGGCGCUGUUCCACACGGGCCAGAAGGCCAACACCACCGUGGAGCUGGUGGUGGGGGACGAGGCCAGUCCCACGUGGCGUCUGUACUUGCUGCGCGCGCAGACGGAGCGGGACGACGUACUGUUCUCGGAGACCCGCGGCUCGCUCACCAACCGGGGCGUGACGCUGGUCAGCGCCGGCCUGGAGCAGCACCGCUCGCUGCCCUGGCUGCUGGGGCCGCGCCGCGACGAGCUGCUGCUGCGGCUGGCGGCCGCCGGAGACAGCGUGCAGUACGAGCGGCGGUACCGGGCCGCCCGGCAGACCGGCGGCGACGCCGACUUCUCGGCAGAUCUCCGCUACAGCACCCAGCGGCGCGACUCGCUGGUCGAACGGCUGCUGGCGCCCGAGCUGUUCGAUAGCGCCGCCCGCUCGGCCUGGCUCAAACUCAACUACACCCGGCGGCUGGCGGCCAACGAUGAGUUGACGGAGCUGAACUGGAGCCACCGCGGCAGCGCAGCCACGGCCGGCGUCACGCUGGCCGGGCUGCUGGAGCUGACCUCAACGGCCGACAGCAGCGCGCGGCUGGUGGCCAACGUCAGCUCCCAGCGCACAGAGACUGGGGAGGUGCUGAUGUACACCGCCGCCACGGCCGACUACAACAGGGACAGAGAGGGCGGCGCGGUGACAGACAGCCUGCAGACCUCUCUCAGCUACCCGGGCGCCGAGUUCUCGGGCCGGGCGCGCCUGGAGCGGCCGGCGGACGGGCCGCUGCAGGCGGAGGCCAGCGCGGCGCGCCGCGGCGGCUGGCAGAGCCGCCUGAGCGCCACCCUCUGGCCGCAGCGCCAGCUGACAGCCACCCUGGAACUGCCCGGAGAGCAGACGGUGACGCUGGACAGCGAGUUCGCCGCGCCGGCCCGGCCGCGGCCCUGGCUGCCUUGGUACAGGGACGACUACUCUUUCAUGCAGCGGUCUCGACUACACACCACCUGGCACGCGCUGGAGGUCAGCUCUCACACGGAGAUCACUAACGACGCCGACCGCCUGCUGGUGGACGCGGCGCUGAACCUGUCACUGCCCGGGGUGGCCGCUCGCGUGCAGCUCGACUGGGACAAGCCGGGGCGCCUCUGGGACUCUGACGUCGCGCUGGAUACGGCGCUGCUGCGACUCAACAGCAGCGUCACAUCGCGGCGCACGUCCUCUGGCGUCGGCAUAGAGCGGAGUUUCACCCAGAGCUCUGAGUCACCGGCCUGGGACAUUCUCGAUCACAGCCUCGAAGGCACGGUGCUGACCGACUGCUAUAACUGCUCGGAGAGGCAGCGUGACUUCGACCUCAAGCUGGAGCACAAGUGGCUGAGCCUUCGCUCCACCUCUAGUAGACAAUUCGGCGACGGUGGCGCCGCCGCCGGCAGACUGAGCAAACUCGACGUCGAGCUCACCAGGAAGGCGGACUUCCUGCCGUCGAUGACGUGCCAGCUGAAGCCAGAGGGCGACUUCAGCAUGGCGCUGACGCUGCCGGCCAUGGGACCGCCGCCCAAGCUGGACGUGCGCUUCACUAAGGAGCCGCCCGGCAGGUGGAAAAAGGUGUUUACCCACUCCCUGGAGGUGGAUGUGACGGACGGUCCGCGCGGCCGGCCCAUGCCCGCCCUCCGUGUGGCCGUGGAGACCACGCCGGGCGACCCGACCCGGCUAGCCGCCGAGCUGGAGGUGCAGCCGUCCCUGUGGCUCAUGGUGGGUCAGUCGGCGGCCGGCCGGCUGCAGCUAGCCGCCCAGCAGGCCGCCCAGGCCGCCAUGGACCCCAGUCUGCCCGUCAACCGACUGCUGGAACCGCUCACCGGGCAGGACACGCUGGUCGACUGGCUGAAAACAGUGCCGCACAGGCUGCUGGAGGCCGGCGGCUGGCUGGUGAGCCGCGCCGCGGCGCUCCUCUCGCCCUGGCGCUCGGUGGUCGCUCCCGUGUACCAGACGGCGCGGAACAUCGUCUACGCCACCGUGAGCUACGUGCGAGAGCUGACGGCCGGACUUCGCCAGACGGCCGGCGAGAUUUACAGGCAGGGAGCGGAGAAGGUCGCUCAGGGGCCCAGUCUCAAAGAGCGGGCGCUGAGCCUGCUGCCGCCGGAGCUGAUGGGCCAGUUGAUGCAGAAGCUCAACCAGCUGAUGUCGACGGCGCUGCAGCGGCUGCCGUUCAAGUUUGAGCGCAGCGUGCGCGGCGGCCGGACCCGCGUGGAGCUCACAGAGCUGCCCGACUACGCUAAUGUCGAGACCAUCUGGAACCUGAGCUCGGUGUUGCGCGAGCGGCUCCGGCAGCCGUCGGUGCUCUCUGAGAUGACGGCGCGGCCCGACGACCGCCGGCCACUGGCCGCCCUCUGGCGCGACGGCCGCGCACUGGCGCUCGACGGACGAUCCUUCAUGCUGCCCGCGCUGCCCGGCUGCGCGCAGCUGCUGCUGGCAGACGUCGAGCAGCGCGGCUUUUCCGUGAUGCGCUCCGGCCGCCAGCUGACCGUCACCUUCCUCGACUGUAACCUGAUGGUCAACGAGCGGGGCCAGGCGCACGUGCAGCGGUUUAACGUCAGCCUGCCACGGUUUCUACGGACCGAGGUGACGACCUCGCCGGGCCGGCUGGUGGCCCGCUCCAAGUUCGGAGUGCAGGUGGAGCUGGACCUCGGCUGUGGCGUGCUGCUGCUCCGACUGGACCCGUGGAUGGCACCGCGCACCGGUGGACUCCUGGCCGAGAGAGCGGGUAACGGGUCGGAGUCCAGCGGCGCGUCCUACGCGUACGGCGAGCACUGCGAUCGGCCAGCGCCGUCUGCCGCUGCGGCCGGCCCGGCACUCGACAUUGACAGCUGCGGCCGACUGGCCACACCCGAGUGCAGUCGGCUGACGGGUCUGGAGCGGGCGGCGCGCCAGCACCAGCCUCUCUGCGCCUCUCCGUCGCCGGUGGCGAUGCUGCUGUGGCGCGCCGACCCGCUGGCCAGCUCGGAGCCCGUGCACGUGCUGCUGGCCGUGGCCGACCCCGCUGUCGGCGAGGAGACGCUCCGUUCGGUGACGGGCGCGCUGGAGCGACACCUGACGCAGCUGGGACAGAGGCGCGUCCGGUACGCGCUGGUCACCGACGCAGCCGACGCGGCCCGUCUCUCUUGGGUGGAGUCGCCGGCCGAGCUGCAGCUGGAGGGCAAUAAACUGCGCUCCGAGGACCUGGUGGCCACGCUGCACCGGCUAAUGACGGCCCGACCGUUCCCCCGACAGCCGGCGCACCGCGUGCUCGUCGUCUUCGCACCCAGUGAUGAGGUGCGCGGCGGCGCGGCGCUGACGGGUCUGCGGCGCCAGCUGUGGAGCAGCCGCGUCUCCGUCCACCUGGUGACGCCCCUGGCGCAGUACCCCCUGCUGGAGACGCCCCUGCACGGCCUGAGGCCGAGCGGCGAGGUGGUGACGGCCAACAGCCGGCAGAGGCUCACCCUGCCGCCGCACCAGGGUGACCUGGGUCAGCUGUCGGCCGACUCGUCGGGCGUCGUGUGGGACACGGCGCUGCUCCGGGCCGACGGCGCCGUCACCCCCGACCUGAUGGCCGACGCCGUCUGGCAACAGGUGGCCAGAUCGGAGCCGGGCCCGCCGCUGCCGGGUCCUGCCGAGGCCGAGCGGGCGUCCCAGUCGGUCGGGUCGGCGGCGCCGCGCCCGGGGCCGGCCCGGUGGUCGGUACUGGCGGCGCUCUGCCUGCUGCCGCUGCGGCUGCUGCUGGCGGUACAGUGAUCUCCGACCGUCAGGCGCCGCGGGGGUGACGGUGAGGCGACAGCAGGCCGCCAGGCCAGUCACUGUGCGGGGAGCAGUCACCGGCGGCCGCCCCCGGGUUACUGUGCGGGGGAGUGUCACUGCAGACCGUCCCCGGUCACUGCGGGGCAGUGUCGAAUCCGUUCCCGGUCACUGCGAGGCCUGGCCUGGUCACUGCGGGCCGGCGCUCCGGAGCGGCGGCGGGCUGCCGAACGGCCGCUCCAGGGGUCUAGCUGGGAGGGUAGGUGUUUUAUAUGGUGUCAUCGUUACCUCGCUCUUAUUGACCGAACUGGAACUUUGCGGGAGGAGCAGAUUGGCGUGUCGUGGUGUGGAUCCUGAGCAGUUAUGGUUGAAUACUGGUGGGAAAAGCGUGCGAGAACAGCACGCAGCGAGGGAUGGGAUAGACUCUAAUUUUGAAAUGUCUGUCGCUUGUGUCUCCCAGUAUUGAAUCGAAACUUCACACGAAGUUCAAGCUGCGCUGAUAAGUCGCCUCAGACUGGGGCUGUAGCUGGGGCGGUGCUAGUAUUUGUCGUAUAUUCCGGGACAGCUGGUAUGGGGCAGUGUCGAGCGAUUUAUUUCGCUUUACACAUGACAGUUAUCUAAGUCACAUUGGCCGUUAUUUUCCUAUGAGUGUUGACCAGCACACAGUACGAGUGCACUGCAUUAUGACUAUUUGUGGCUGCUAGGGUGUGCGCCACAGAAGCUGCUGGGGAUUAUUCUGAUAAGCGUCGGUGUCUCUGCGUAUUUUCGUACUCUGGUUUAGCUUAGCUCGUCUGGUGUUAAGUGAUUGUAGGCAUUUUGGUGGGGAUGGUAGCUUCAGUCCGGGUCGACUGUAGCUGCCGGAUAUGCUGCACAACAGAUCGUCUGAUAUUCAUUAUUCCAUCCAAACAUGUGGGGGACAACUCGAUCUUGUAUAUUCCGUUAUCCAUUUGUAUUAUCUGCAAGCAGCAUUCAUUCAACCACCUUGAGGGCAUGUCGAAGCCAAAGAGCAGUAGGGGGAUGCGGCGGUUUCAGGACUAUGUGAAAUGUGAUGAUCGGGAAGCGGCAUAUUUUGCGGUCCGCUGUCUCAGUGGCGCUGUUGUAACCGAGGUGAUUGGGGUGUGCCUUCGAAAUUACCAGCCAUUACGAGUAUUAAUGACAUCGGGAGGGUUACCCAAGGUAUCGACGGGCUAGAUCGGAAAACUGGUAUUGCUGGCAUCCAGUCGGAGAUGUGAUAGUCACAUUGGUGUUGUGGGUAUUUCAGACAGUCACAGGGUUGUCGGAACUAAUCACUCGUGCGUGCUCCGGUCGUCGAAGCGUACAAAUGCUAACAUAGUCCGGAAUUAGUUGGCAAAGAACUUGUAUUCGCACUUGUAUCGCGCUAGGCAUUGUUUGGUAACCUGCUGUCGCAGUUUACAGAAGCUGACUUUUGUAUUCUACUUAUGUUUGCACGUCGUCAAUGAGACAGCUCCUCGAGUGAUUGGUAUAGAAGUGGGGUGUCGUGGCGCUGUGAUCGAUCACUGUACCGGUGGAUGUGUGACAGUGUCUGUGAGGCGCUGCCAGUCGUGUGCCUGUGAGCUGAGUGUCUGUACGAGAGUCGGACGGUGGCGGCCGGCGCGCGGUGGCCCCGUGUCGAACUGUGCGCCGGCCGGCCACCGACCCCAGGCCAGUUUCCGUGUGUCGCCGUCAGUCGGCGAGCUGCUCGGUCCCGUACGACGCCGUACGGCCGUGUGUCGCCAGCUGCUCAGUACGACGCUGUACGGCCGUGUGUCGCCAGCUGCUCAGUACGGCCGUGUGUCGCCAGCUGCUCAGUACGACCGUGUGUCGCCAGCUGUUCAGUACGGCGCUGUACGGCCGUGUGUCCCCAGCUGCUUAGGACGGCGCUGUACGGCCGUGUGUCGCCAGCUGCUCAGUACGACCGUGUGGCGCCAGCUGCUUAGUACGGCGUCGUACGGCCGUGUGGCGCUGUACGGCCGUGUGUCGCCCGUGUGGCGCCAGCUGCUCAGUACGGCGCUGUACGGCCGUGUGUCGCCAGCUGCUCAGUACGGCGCUGUACGGCCGUGUGUCGCCAGCUGCUUAGGACGGCGCUGUACGGCCGUGUGUCGCCAGCUGCUCAGUACGACCGUGUGGCGCCAGCUGCUCAGUACGGCGUCGUACGGCCGUGUGGCGCUGUACGGCCGUGUGUCGCCCGUGUGGCGCCAGCUGCUCAGUACGGCGCUGUACGGCCGUGUGUCGCCAGCUGCUCAGUACGGCGCUGUACGGCCGUGUGUCGCCAGCUGCUCAGUACGGCGCUGUACGGCCGUGUGUCGCCAGCUGCUCAGUACGACCGUGUGCCGCCAGCUGCUCGGUACGGCGCUGUACGGCCGUGUGUCGCCAGCUGCUCAGUACAGCGCUGUACUGAGCAGCUGGCGAGCUGCUCAGUACAGCGCUGCUGUACUGCCGUCUGUACUGCCGUACUGCUGUGUGUCGCCAGCUGCUCAGUACGGCGCUGUACGGCCGUGUGUGGUGUGCUGUGUGCGAGUCAGGCGGCCGCGGCUCCGUGUCCGGUCCCACAAACAUAUCGCGCUGUACCUCGCUCGUUGGUGGACUGACCCGGCGGCGUCUGACGCCCCCGGCGGGUGCGGAGGCGGUCGGCUCGGGGUGCAGCCACGGGUCAUGGCGGUGUCCCAGGUGAUCCCAGGUGCCGUCUGCUGGGAGGAUGGUGGGCAGAUAAUACAUGUGCUCCGAUACCGACAAA